Gossypium arboreum is the source of this 1285-nucleotide messenger RNA. RefSeq lists its product as uncharacterized. NCBI's taxonomy places the organism in Eukaryota, Viridiplantae, Streptophyta, Magnoliopsida, Malvales, Malvaceae. The coding region runs from base 1 to 1032 and encodes 343 amino acids. The transcript has a single exon. The record is from RefSeq and is a predicted model, not a curated record.
AUGCCGAAAGGCUAUGAUGAGAGGUCCGGGGAAGUGCUGCAUGAACCUUCGAAUUUGAUUACUGACGUUGUUGAACAAAUUCGUAUCGGAGAGCUAAUGGUAGCAAGUGAGAUAAAGCAUUCCUAUCAUUAUCAUAAUUUAAGACUCACUUUUAGUGGGAAGACCAAAGAUGACGAUAGUCAGUGUGAUGGGUGCACGAGACCUAUAUCAACUCCUUUUUAUGGUUGUGAGCAAUGCAAGUUCUUUCUCCACAAAGAUUGCGCUGAAUUACCUAAACAAAUGCCACACCCAUUUCACAAGCAUUUGCUUACUCUCUCAAACACACACAAUGAGGAUGGUUAUUCAUGGUGCAGUGCUUGUCGUCGUUGGUAUCAAGGAUUUCCAUACCAAUGCUACGAAGGAGAUUGCAGCUUUGAAAUUGACAUUCAAUGUAUGUUAUUGUCGGAAACCUUGAAGCAACCAAGUCAUGAUGAGCAUUCACUCUUUUUUGUCCACAACAACCAGAAAACGAGUUGCAGUGCUUGUUUCAAAAGACUAGGCUCAAGGGAUGUUGCAUAUAGAUGCAUGAAGCGCUGUGAUUUCAGUUUAGAGGUAGGUUGUGCAACAUUGCCACUCAUUGUUUGGUACAAGUAUGACAGGCAUCCUCUUACUUUGACUUAUUCUAAUGAUUCUGAGCCUUCUCAACUUUACUGUGAUCUCUGCGAGAAAGAAAGAGACCCAAAUCGUCGCUUUUACUACUGUGCUAAUUGUGAUAACUCUCUUCAUCUCAAUUGUGCUAUUGGGGAUCUCCCAUAUGUGAAGCUUGGGAACAAAUUCAAAUCUUAUUAUCAUAAGCAUCCACUCACUACUGUAAAAAACAUCUGGAAUUGCCCUCCAUGUAAGGGAUGUCGUGAGGUUUGCAAUGGACAGGCUCUAGAAUGUAAAGAAUCUGAAUGCAACUUUAUCGUCCACUGGGGUUGCAUUUGGAGACUCGAGCAAAGCAUUUUAAUAAUAUUCCACUCAAGUUUAAGAAAUAGAGAAGACGCAAGAUGAGAGGUAUGUAAUGUUCUGUGGAAAGGUGUAGCAGAUUUGGUAAAAAUGGGUGAUGGCCUUGGUUGUUGUAAUCUGCAUUAUGCUAUGUUUAUGAUAAUUGUUUGAGUAGUAGAAGAUUGUGUUAGAUGAAACAUACUUUGUAACAACACAUCUUUAUCUUUCACUUUUCUAUUUGAUUCUUAUUUUUUCAACUUUUAUCUAAAAUUACUAAUGAGAUUGAAGAAUUGAUUUCUAGUUUGUCAUAAGAAAAUAA